This is a messenger RNA of Anopheles aquasalis, 670 nucleotides long. RefSeq names its product mitochondrial ribosomal protein S6 (gene mRpS6). Gene Ontology annotation, molecular function: structural constituent of ribosome; small ribosomal subunit rRNA binding. Lineage: Eukaryota; Metazoa; Arthropoda; Insecta; Diptera; Culicidae. Gene Ontology annotation, cellular component: ribosome; mitochondrial small ribosomal subunit. The record is from RefSeq and is a predicted model, not a curated record. Gene Ontology annotation, biological process: translation.
CCGUGCUCACUGGAAGAAUGUGAGCUGGUUAUUGGAAGUGGAUAAGAGUUUGUGUCAUCUAGUCUCGUGUGUUUUCAUCAAGCCGGCGAGGCUGGAAAAUUAAAUAAUACCAUCAGAAUUAGACUUUUUACCGCGCUGCUGCUGCUCUACCUUUAGAAAACCAUGCCCACGUACGAAUUAUCGUUAAUAUUACGGCAAAUGGGAAGGCCCGAGCUUGUCGCAACAUUGAAACGCACAGCAACAGCAAUCUUCGAUAAAGGCGGCAUCAUUCGUAAACUGGACAACUUAGGAACGAAAGCGCUUCCCUUCAAAACCAGCGCCCAUGGUAUCGUCCAUCGGACCGGAUCGUACUUUGUAUUCAAAUUCGACACCCCACCGUCGGCAAUCGAUGAUCUCGAUGAGGAGUACGGUCGGGACGUAGAUAUCGUCCGGAAGCGUAUCUAUCGGGCGGAUUCCUCGCAGCAGGAGGCCAUCUCUUGUACACUGCAUGAAGAACUGCUACCACCCGCGUACCGCAAGGAUGUGCAGAAAAUGAUUGCCACUGCGGAACGAAGUAAAACCAAGAAGGUUUUCCAGUACAACACGGGACUGGAUUACUACCCGUUCCAGAAAUAAUAUGGGGAAGCCUCGUUGCUAGAAAAGUUAGUAAUAAAGGUUAUUUAAUUAUAUG